AUGCCUUUAAGUAAAGGUGCUGCUAAAGGGCGCCCAAAGGAGUCAAUCCACUUCGUCAAUGCCCGUCCUACUUCGGAAAAUGAGAAGCUGAGGAUACAGCGCCUGGUGAGGGCUCAUGUGGGAAAAUGGAUUUCCGACCAAACCAAGGACCGUUCGUCAGCAGGAGAAUCUUCGGACUCGAAUUCGAAUCGCGACGAGCCCCGCGAUCCAGCGUCGCAGAUUCUUGAAAUCGAUACUGAAGAAACAUUAUUCCCUUCAUCCUCCUCGCCGUCUGCCGGGUCGUCGCGCGAGUCCCCCGAGUCUACCACCUCUCGCAGCCUGUCCCUCUCCAUCCGGUCCGCCUCUCAUGUCCCGCUUCUACCGAUAGCUUCCUCUCACACCCACGAACCGCUGGAGGACGAUGUUGAUGGCCUUUGCGAGUACAAACCGUGUCAAUUGGUGGUGAAUGCUGCGAAUCGAGAAAGUACUUGUUCUCGGGGCCAAGGGAAUGGCUCUCUGGCUGGCUACACCAUCAAGGGCAUGGGCAGUAACGUGUUCGAUCCUUUUCACACCUACCCGUCGCAUUAUAGCCCCGAAGCCAUUCAUGCGUGUGAAAGAUACUGCAUAGACGUGCUCUGGCCCGAGCUAACUCCCCCAACCCCCGGCGACCGCGACGUCUCUGCCACUAAAAGCUGGCUUCCCCUUUCAUUGUCCGAUCCUGUUCUGUUCACUGCCAUUUUGUUUGGGUCGCUAUCACACCAACGUUGUCGAUGGAUCAACAGGCAGAUUCCGGCCGGGGCAUUUAGCCCUCACGAUCAGCGACUCCUCCAGCAGUGUGAAUAUGAAACUAUCAAGCUGGCCAACAAGGCUUUGAGUGAUCCGGAUCACAAUCGCAUUAUUAGCGAUUCCAUCAUACUAAGUGUCAUUUGCAUGGCUCACAAUAUUGCUGAUGACAACGAUCGCCGACGGCAUCGAAACGUCCCAUUCACACCACCCUUGACGCAGCUACAAUGGCUCGACGUCUACGCAAGCUUGCCACCAAAUCUCGUCCACUUGCGGGGCUUGGUCGAGCUGAUCAAAUUACGGGGCGGCUUGAAAAAUAUCAAGCUGCCGGGGUUAGCCACUACCGUAUCCUUUUCCGCGAUCUUGACCGCAAGCUAUCUGCUUUCGCAGCCUGUGUUCGAAUACAUACCGUUCCAUGAGCCGCGACAGGGCCUUACAUUACAAGAGUUACUAGGAUAUACCUCGCUUGAAGUGGAGCUCGGAUUUGGUCGACUGCAACAAAUCGGCUUCACCCUAGAGAUGGCAGACGUCUUUCAAGCACUAAGAGUCUACACGAACAUCGUCAUCGAGCAUAUGCAGGCGUUCCAGCCAAACCCCGAUCUUUCUCUCCUCUGUGACCAGCGCAAUCUCGUCCAGUACCACCUCCUCAACCUCCCCUCUGCCCGCUCCCUCGCCAGCUGGUUCCCCACCCCACUUCAUCAAACCGUCUACGAAGCCUGCCGUCUAGCCGCCCUCAUCUACGCCGUCGGCGUCACCUUCCCGCUUCCAUCCCAAUGCUCGCCUCAUCCCCGUCUUGCAAAGCUCCUCCAAGAAACCCUGCAGACCCCCGACGCACCCUCCCUCUGGACCCACCCGCAAGCCCAAGUCGUCCUCCUCUGGGUCCUAACCCUCGGCGGCAUCGCGGCCGAGAACCGCCCAGAACGGGACUGGUUCGUACAUACCCUGGGCCAAGCGGCGUCGCGUAAUGGGAUCUACUGCUGGUCUGAGCUGAAAGCCGUCCUGGAGUUCAUGCUCUGGUACGACACUGCCUGUGACCGAGCGGGGUAUACCCUGUGGCUUGACGUCGCGGGACGUUUGUGA
Aspergillus viridinutans is the source of this 1842-nucleotide messenger RNA. RefSeq lists its product as uncharacterized. The transcript is spliced from 3 exons. The record is from RefSeq and is a predicted model, not a curated record. Lineage: Eukaryota; Fungi; Ascomycota; Eurotiomycetes; Eurotiales; Aspergillaceae. The coding region runs from base 1 to 1842 and encodes 613 amino acids.